This is a messenger RNA of Sugiyamaella lignohabitans, 2979 nucleotides long. It is a transcript of the gene RAT1, whose product is annotated as ssRNA exonuclease RAT1. The coding region runs from base 1 to 2979 and encodes 992 amino acids. Lineage: Eukaryota; Fungi; Ascomycota; Dipodascomycetes; Dipodascales; Trichomonascaceae. The record is from RefSeq and is a predicted model, not a curated record. Gene Ontology annotation, molecular function: RNA binding; 5'-3' RNA exonuclease activity. The transcript has a single exon. Gene Ontology annotation, biological process: nuclear-transcribed mRNA catabolic process. Gene Ontology annotation, cellular component: nucleus.
AUGAACGGUAUAGUACAUCCCUGUACGCAUCCGGAGGGCAGACCCCCUCCUGAAACUGAAGAUGAAAUGAUGCUUGAGGUCUUCAAAUAUACAGACCGUGUGGUCUCUAUGGCCAGACCAAGAAAGAUUCUUAUGAUUGCUGUAGAUGGAGUCGCACCUAGAGCAAAGAUGAACCAGCAAAGAUCGCGUCGGUUUAGGUCUGCUCAAGAUGCUCGUAUUCUCGCUGAGGAAAAGCAACGUGCUAUUGCCGAGGCUGAAGCCAGAGGUGAAAUUAUAGACGAGGCCAUUAAGGGUAAAAAAGCUUGGGACACCAAUGUUAUUACACCGGGUACUCCAUUUAUGGAUAUACUGGCGAAAUCUUUGAGGUACUGGGUUGCUUACAAACUCAAUAAUGACCCUGGUUGGAAGGAUGUAAAAGUGAUUAUUUCCGAUGCAUCAGUCCCUGGCGAAGGUGAGCACAAGAUCAUGGAAUUUAUUAGAAGUCAGAGAAGCGAUCCCGCACACGAUCCUAACACGAGCCACUGUAUUUAUGGUCUGGAUGCUGAUUUAAUCUUUUUAGGACUCGCUACUCACGAGCCUCAUUUUAAGAUUUUGCGUGAAGAUGUAUUUGCACAAGACAGCAAUAAACGUAGAAAGAAUAAUAAUGCAUUCGCAUUGACGGAAGAAGAAAAAAGGAGAGAGGAAGACGAAGAAGCGGUGGAAAAAGCAAAGCCAAAACCUUUUAUCUGGUUACAUGUCGAUAUAUUGCGCCAGUACCUGGAAAUCGAACUAGAUGUGCCUAGACUACCUUUUGUCUUUGAUAUUGAACGAGCAAUUGACGAUUGGGUAUUUAUGUGUUUUUUUGUUGGUAACGAUUUCCUGCCUCACAUGCCUUCUUUAGAUGUACGCGAUAACGGUAUUGAUAUUUUGAUUGGCAUUUGGAGACGGUCUCUGCCAGCUAUGAAGGGAUAUAUGACAUGCGACGGACAAGUUGAUCUUUCUCGUGUUCAGAUAAUGAUGAGAGCUCUUGGUCAACAAGAAGAUGGCAUUUUCAGAAAGAAGCGGGAAGGCGAGGUUAGAAGAUUGCGUAACGAAAAGAAGCGUAGAAUUGAAAAUGAUCAGAGAAGGGCAUAUAUGAAUCAGAUGUCAGCACCACCACCUGUGGCAUUAAGUAAAAAUAGGGGAGAGCGAGCACCAAUUGCGCCGCUAGAUAGCAUGCCUCUAUAUAGUACAUCUGGUGAGAGCGUUGGCAAAACACAUAUGUCAAACAGUGAUAUAGUAGCCAAUCGAAAUGCGCUGAAUUUGGCUAAUAUGGCCAACAAAACGGCUGCACAAGAACUCAAAGCGAAACUUUUAUUAGACGGAAUAGAUUCUGGAGAACUUGAGAAGUCAAAAGCAGAACAUAUAGGAGAUGAGGAAGACGCUGGCAAUAAAGGAGAGGUUGAUAAAGAAGAAGGAGACGAGGAAGAUGUUGAAACUCAAACUCCUAAUGAAGAAGAUGUUGUGGUUGCUGGUCAAAAACGUAAAGCUACCUCACAAUUGCAGAAGCCGACCACAUCCGGUUCUGGACAAGGUGAAGACGAAUUUGAUGAGCCUGAAGACAAUAUCAAGCUGUGGGAGCCGGGUUACAGAAACCGAUACUAUUCCAACAAGUUCCAUGUGUCCGAAAAUGAUACAGAGUUCCGUAAGGGUGUUGUCAAAAAGUAUAUUGAGGGAAUUUGUUGGACACUACUAUAUUAUUAUCAGGGAUGUCCUUCGUGGAACUGGUAUUUUCCUUACCACUAUGCUCCUUUUGCCCAAGAUUUAGUAGAUCUAGCAGAGAUUGAAAUAAAAUUCGAGCUAGGGGAACCUUUUGCACCAUUUGAACAAUUAAUGAGUGUGCUACCGGCAGAUAGCUCACACACUCUUCCAGACAUUUUUCAUCCUUUAAUGAGCGAUCCUAAAUCGAGCAUUAUAGACUUUUAUCCGGUGGAUUUCCCAAUUGACAUGAAUGGCAAAAAGAUGGCUUGGCAAGGAGUGGCCCUGUUACCGUUUAUUGACGAGAAAAGACUCUUGACAGAAGUACAGGCACUAUACCCCCACUUAACUGACCAUGAAAGAUAUAGGAAUGGAAGACGCCAGGAGGUACUAUUGAUUUCCAGCGCGAAUAAGCUAUACAAAGAUGUCAAAGAUAGGUUAUAUGGAGAAUCGAAAACAUCAUGUGUUGAAUUCAGAUCAGACAAGGGAAAUGGAUUAGCUGGCCUCGUUCGCCGAGCUCCGGGUAUCCAACCAGAUCGGCCACUUGCUUUCCCUCUAAACACUGGUGAUAUGCCUAGUUUUGAUCCCGAUAUGUCUCUAGUUAUGGAGUACUCGAUGCCUGAGUUGGCUCAUUACAAUAAAAGUAUGCUUUUGACGGGAGUCAAGCUCAUUGAUCCAGUUCUUACCUACGAAGAUAAGGAAACUAUAAGAAACGGUCCAAAGAAAAAUAUGUUUCAUGGAAGAAAUAACAGAAACGUGGAAUACAAUACAGUAAAACCACAUCCAGUUUCCACUGGUAUUCAAAGAAGUGGCGGUUAUAAGUAUUUCGUUUCCAAUGGCACAUCAGAUCAGCGAGACCAACAUGGCUAUGGGUCAGGUUCUAGAAAUGGAUACGGUCAAGGUGGAUAUAAUAGCAGUAGCUAUAAUGGAGGAGGUUAUGGGGCGCAUGGUGGAUAUGGUCGAGGGGGAUAUAACCAAGGUGUCUAUGGCCACGAUAGAUAUAGCCAGGGAGGAUAUGGACAAGGUGGAUACGGAAAUAACGGUUAUAAUAAUGGCGGAUAUGGCCAAUCAGGUUACGGCCAAACUGGAAAUUCGCAAAGCGGGUAUGGAUCAGGAUACGGAUACGGAUACGGAUAUGACAGAGCUGCCAGUCAAGGGGGCAGUGGUGGCUACGGUUAUGGUAGAGAUAAUAAUCGAAAUGGUUACAACGACAAUAGAUAUGGCUACAAUCAGGGCCGUAGCCAACCUCAUGGCAGAUAUUAA